This is a messenger RNA of Encephalitozoon hellem ATCC 50504, 1275 nucleotides long. RefSeq names its product DNA polymerase delta subunit B. Gene Ontology annotation, biological process: DNA replication; DNA strand elongation involved in DNA replication. NCBI's taxonomy places the organism in Eukaryota, Fungi, Microsporidia, Unikaryonidae. The coding region runs from base 1 to 1275 and encodes 424 amino acids. The record is from RefSeq and is a predicted model, not a curated record. The transcript has a single exon. Gene Ontology annotation, cellular component: delta DNA polymerase complex. Gene Ontology annotation, molecular function: DNA binding.
AUGGACGAUCUAUCUUUAGUGAACUAUGAGCACCAAUUCAACAGGACAUAUGACGCAAGGCUUACUGAGCUGAAGCCGUACGUCAUGAGGUCUGCAAGGGCACUGGGUGUAGGCCCGGUACUGGAUUCGAUUCUUGAUGCCGAACAAGAGCCUGGAGACAGGAAGAGUGUGAUAGUUGGGACGCUUUUCAUAGUCAGUGACUUAAAGCCUACAAUAUUCGACAAAAUAGACAGGAAGUCCAAAGAGAUAAAGAAGAUAGAGGCAAAGACAUACUACUCCCGGGGGAUGAAGUACUUUUUGGAGGAUGGGAGCGGAAGAAUAGAGCUUGAGUUUCCGGAUAUUUCCCGGGUGUACCAAAGAAACUUUGUGAUAAGUACCGGGAUGUGCAUUGGAGUGUCCGGGGUGAUGGCAGAAAGGGGAAGAUUCCUUGCUGAGGACAUUCUGUUUCCGUUUUCCUAUCCUCGAGACCUUCCCGUUUCCAAAAGCCUGAGCUCUGGAAAAAAAAUCUGCUUCAUAAGCGGGCCUUCUAUAAGUAGCGAGAACAAAAGCAGGGAAAGAAUGAUGGUAAUAAUUGACUAUCUUCGGACGGUGGGGGUGAAAGAAUACAUCAUGAUUGGAGGCUUCUUUGAUGAAUCCAAGGAGGUUGAUAAGCAUAUGCUCUCCUCCCUGGACGACGUCCUGAGGUAUGUGGAAGGAAGGAUCGAUCUUGUUCCAAACAUAAAAGACUUUGGAUCUAGGGUCCUGCCGCUGCUGCCCAUUCAUCCGAAGCUGUUCACAUCUCCUGUGAAGACGAAUACAAAUCCGUGCCGCCUGGAAGUAGACAACAGGAAUGUGCUGAUCACAACAAGAUUUGUAAUAGAGGAUCUUCUGAAAUACCUUCCUCAAGACCUAGGCGAUGUUCAAGGAAAAAGCUUUGAAUACAAGAUGCACCUUGACAUGGAGAAGAUAGAUGGGGCCGUGCCAAGAAGCAUGAGUAAUGAGGGCAAUAUCGUAAGUGCAUUGGCCGUUCUAAUGAAGGCCGGACAUAUCUGCCCAACAGCCCCAGACACCAUCCAAUCUGUGCCGUUUUCGGGCAGAGAUCCAUUUGUUGUGACAGAGCAAGUAGAUUAUUUUUGUGUAGGCGAUACAGACGAAUUUCUCGAGGGCCGGUCUGAGGACGGCACAACACUGUUUUUCACGAUUCCCCGGUUUACCAAGAGGCAUGAGGUGGUUGUCCUCGACAUGGAGACAGGGAUGUUAGAGGUUGUGAGGUUUGAUGACAAAGAUUUCGAUUAA